CCGUCUUUCAUUCUCCAACCUUUAUAUUUCCCUUUACUCUUUAUUUUUUUUUUUUUACGACACAGCACAGUCAACAAACGAUCAUAUUCAUCACUGUCAUCAUUAUUCUCAUCAAUUAAUUCCUCAUUACUCUCGACAUAUAACAGCAUUCUUUCCAUACUCACAAACGCACCAACCUCUUUCCGUCACUUGAAACCAUGGGAAACGCCAUCACCAAAAACUAUGAAGUGGGCGGACAAAUUGCCAGUGCAGGAUUAUGGAAGAUCCAUCGAGGCACCAAACGCACUACAGGACAAGAAGUCGCUGUAUUCAUCUUCGAAAAGAACAUUGUCGAAACUAUCAACUCAUUGCGGAGACAAGUACCAUCUAAACGCGAUCAGGAACGCGUCUACGAGUUUUUAAAGAAAGAGGCAAGUCAAUUGGCACGACUGCGACAUCCUUGUAUGCUGGAGGUUGUAGAGCCAGUCGAUGAAUCGCGAACUGCCAUCGCCUUUGCAACAGAACCUAUUUUUGCAUCUCUCUCCAAUCUGCUUGGCAAUUAUGAAAACUUACCGUCUGUGUCAGAAGACAUCCGCAAAUUUGAACUUGACGAACUCGAGAUGCAAAAAGGACUUUUACAGCUUGGAAAGGGAUUACAAUUCUGUCAUAACGACGCCAAGAUCGUUCACGGAAACUUGAUACCAGAAGCCAUUUUUCUAAACGCGAAGGGUGACUGGAAGAUCGCAGGAUUUGGGUUCAGCACCUUCUUAUCACCAGAUCCAAAUAUUCCCACACAUGUUGAGUAUUGGAAUUAUGAUCAUGAGCUUCACCCAUAUUGUCAAAGGGACCUCAACUAUCAAGCACCAGAAUAUGUACUGGACCGGAAGCUAGAUCCUUCAAAUGACAUGUUUGGCAUUGGAUGUUUGGCAUACUCGGUGCUUAACAAGGGAUCACCUCUGCUUCAAACACACGGAAAUCUCAAUACUUAUCGCCAACAAAUUGAAAGGAUUGGUCAGCAGCGAUAUGAAAAGUUCCCCGCACAUCUUGCAGAUGCUAUGACACGGCUUAUCACGAGAGAUCCCAGUAUGAGAAUGAACGCCAUUGAAUUUCAAUCCAGCAAGUUUUUCGACAAUAUUCUUGUUUCGACCAUGAAAUACAUGGAAAGCUUUGCAGAAAAGACCAGAGACGACAAGGGUCAAUUUAUGAAGGGUCUGCUUCGUGUGUUGUCUCAGUUCCCAGAACGCGUUCUGUAUAGGAAGAUUUUGCCGGCUCUUCUGGAUGAGCUUAAGGAUCAUGCCCUGCUACCAUAUACCCUUCCCAACGUGUUCUACAUUGUUCAGAAGAUGACCCCAAAAGAGUUUGAGGAGAGAGUCCUUCCAUCUCUCAAACCGAUCUUCUUGGUUCGGGAACCUAUGCAGAAUCUGUUGACAUUGCUGGAGAAGAUUGAGCUGUUACAUCAGAAGGCAAGUGGGCAGGUCUUUAAGGAAGAGAUCAUGCCCCUUGUUUACUGUGCUUUAGAGCCCAAAAACCCACCUUCCGUUCAGGAGAAGGCUCUUAAGACAGUACCGGGAAUCAUGGAGGCACUAGACUAUACGACUGUCAAGGCGUCGCUGUUUCCUAGGAUCGCUACUCUUUUCGCACAAACUACUACCCUAUCUGUCAAGGUGAACACGUUACUUUGUUUCCUCACCAUCAUGAAGAUCUUGGACAAGUUCACUAUUACUGAAAAGUUGAUUCCAUUGCUGCGUAAUAUUAAAACCCGGGAAAUUAAUGUCACGAUGGCCACUCUUCAAGUAUAUCAGGAAAUGGGUAAAUAUAUGGACAAAGAAGUGAUUGGAAACAACAUUAUUCCACAUUUGUGGCAUUUGGCUCUUGGACCGAAUUUAAAAGUGGAGCAGUUCGAAACAUUCAUGGCGGCGAUUCAGGAGCUCACGACCAAAGUACACCAGCAGCACUUGCGCCAUCUUCAGGAUUUGAAAAAGCUUGAGGACCAGACUAAGAACUUUGCUGCAAGUUCGAAUCCGAGUGUAACAGCAAACGGCGGAGAUACAACGCUGAACGACUUUGAAAAGCUUGUUGGGGGCGGGAUGGGCCCAUCUUCGGGCGCUACGACGCCUAGUUCAAAUCAUGCAUCGUCUUCCGAAAAUCCGUUCAAGAUUGCAUCGGACAAUCCUUUCUCGCCCAGUAGUUCAAAGAGCUCUUCAUUGGAUAUGUUUGGAGAAAUGGCUGCUUCUCUUCCUUCAACCCCCUCAAACCCAAUAUCAUUCAGCUCUAAUACUCCUGUCAUGAAACCAGCGACGACUAGCAUGUUUGGAGCUGUUUCGGCUGAUCAUUCAUUAGCGAUGAGCAAUUAUAGUGGCUCACGACCAUUGACCCCAACAACAGCCAACCAGGCCUCCACCCCAACAGCAGCGACAUCCUCGUUCUCUAUACCCCCUCUUAACAAGACACUUUCUAGCUCGUCCACCUCGAGCUACACGUCUACAACAUCCACACGCCCACCGUUCUCUCAGCCACAGCAAAAGCCUGCUGGUACGCCACCAUUGUCUCAUACCUUAGGAAACUUGUCUUCGUCUUCUUCGGCCUUUGGAGGGUUCCAAUCUGCUUCAUCCAUGUCUCAAACAAUUCAGCCGAUGGCAGCAAACAACACUGGUGGAUUCCAAUCGAAUGGGGUUGGUAACAGCAGCAUGGGAUUUGGUAUGGGUGUGAUGACAUCGACGCCAGCUUUGACACCCACUCGUCCAGCUUCAGGAACAGGGAUGGCGCCAAUGAAGCCUAUGGUGCCCAUGAUGCCAUUGCAACCCACAAAUACAAACAACUCGGCUAACAAAUUCGGACAGAGCAACAUGUCACAGCACAAAGGCAAGAAUUCGGACUUAGGCAUGUUUGACCCCUUUUCAUAAAGAAUAUUUGAUGGCAUUACUCCAUGCAACAAAGCAUAAUAACAAUAAAGAACAUGGCCUGAG
This is a messenger RNA of Lobosporangium transversale, 2945 nucleotides long. Its product is annotated as kinase-like domain-containing protein. The coding region runs from base 198 to 2882 and encodes 894 amino acids. The transcript has 12 exons. Lineage: Eukaryota; Fungi; Mortierellomycota; Mortierellomycetes; Mortierellales; Mortierellaceae. The record is from RefSeq and is a predicted model, not a curated record. Gene Ontology annotation, biological process: protein phosphorylation. Gene Ontology annotation, molecular function: protein kinase activity; ATP binding.